Molecule: messenger RNA, 2301 nt
Organism: Chenopodium quinoa (quinoa)
Lineage: Eukaryota; Viridiplantae; Streptophyta; Magnoliopsida; Caryophyllales; Amaranthaceae
Product: cytochrome P450 CYP736A12-like
Exons: 3
Coding region: 541-2073 (510 amino acids)
Molecular function (GO): heme binding; oxidoreductase activity, acting on paired donors, with incorporation or reduction of molecular oxygen; monooxygenase activity
Source: RefSeq, a predicted model, not a curated record
GGACUGAUAAGGUCCCCCACUACAAAUUCUACUCGUAUAAAAAUUUGCACAUGCUUAGAUAGUUAUACAACGUUGUAGACUUUUCAACACUCUACUUUUUCACUUGGGGUAAGUCUAACAAAGAAGACAUAAAUAAUGACACAAUGGGUUAGUUUUCCGUACGAUUUGAAGGGUAUUAUUAUUUGAAGGGGGUCUUUUUAUCUAUCAAAUUGAUGUAUCUAGUGUUUAUAUUGGGACCAUUGUAUUAUAUAACUAGUGUUUAAAUUAUUUAAAACAUUUAUUGCAUCUAGUGUUUAUAUUGGGACCAUUGUUUUAUAUAACUUGUGUUGAAAUUAUAUUAUAUACCAUCUAUUUACCAAAAGUUCAUCACGCGUUGUACUAGAUUUUUUUGACUAUAUAUACCUUGGUCCAGCAUAGGACAUUCUUCAGUUCUUCACUUAGUAGGGGUCUUCUCUAUUAUAUACUCUGGUUCAUUCACUCUAUAAAAAAAAAAAAAAAAAAAUUAAAAAAAAAACUCUUGUUAGUUUAACAACAAUAAUAAUGUUGUCCCUUGGUAUUACCAUCGUUGCAUUUCUCCUUGGCCUAAUGGCUUCAUGGAGAUCACUUAUGCAACUACUGAAGAAAAAAAUUACGAUUAUGCCCUUAUCAAAAUCAUUGAAUACACCAAAAUUACCUCCUAGCCCACCAAAAUUACCCAUCAUAGGACAUCUUCACUUAGUAGGGAGCCUCCCUCAUCGUAGCUUUCAAAACUUAGCCAAAAAAUAUGGACCUAUCAUGCACUUAAAGCUUGGCUCCAAGCACGUCAUUGUGAUCUCCUCGCCACAAAUGGCGGAGCGCCUUCUUAGGAAUCACGAUGUACUUUGUGCAAAGAGGCCUAUGUCCGAGGUUUCUCAUGACCUUUCAUAUAAUUCUAAGGGAAUCAUUUUCACACCAUAUAGUUCAUAUUGGAAAAAUGCAAGAAAAUUAUGUGUCAUGGAGCUUAUGAGUGCUUCAAAAAUUAAGUCAUUUGCAUGGUUGAGGGAGGAGGAAUUAGGUAAACUAAUGACUUCAUUGAAGGCUGCUUCGGCAGCUGAUCAAGCCGUAGAUAUUGGCGCUAGUGUUGGUGGUGUCCUCGAGGAGUUGAUAUAUAGAAUGUUGUAUGGAGCUCCCAAGAAUGAUUUGGCUCUUAGAGCUACUGUCCUUGAGGCUUUGAGACUGUCAGGAACCCUAAAUAUUGCUGACUUUUUGCCUUUCCUUGCACCAUUUGAUCCUCAGGGGCUAAAAAGACGCAUCAAAAAACUUAUGAAGAUUGUGGAUGAUGUCUUGGAGAAAAUCAUCUGCAACCAUGAAGAUGAAGCAAAAAAGGAGCAACGAACUCAUAGAGAUCUGGUAGAUGUAAUGUUGUCAUUGAUGAACAACAACGACAAUACAAAAGCAUCAUAUGACAUUCAAAGAGAUGGUAUAAAAGCCAUUUUAAUAGACCUAGUUGUGCCAGCAAUUGAUAGUGCUACCAACAUAGUUAAGUGGGCACUAGCAUCUCUAUUAAAGCAUCCAGAGAAAAUGAUAAAAUUGCAACAAGAGAUAGAAAGUGUUGUAGGAAAAAAUAAAAUGGUGGAGGAGAAAGAUGUGCCAAAUUUCAAAUACUUGGACGUAGUUAUUAAAGAAAUCUUUCGUCUAUAUCCAAUCAUUUUUGCUCCACAUGAAGCCAUGCAAGAAAUUACAUUCGAUGGGUAUUAUAUUCCUAAAGGCUCACAGAUUUUCUUAAAUGCAUGGGCGAUUGGUAGAGAUCCAACGAUAUGGUCAAAUAAUUAUGAAGAAUUUCACCCAGAAAGAUUUUUGGUUAACGAUGUUGAUAUAAUUAGUGGACAAGAUUUUUGCCUUGCACCCUUUGGAUUUGGUCGAAGGAGAUGUCCUGGUGCGCAACUUGGUCUACUAAAUGUUAAGCUAAUAUUGUCUACAUUGGUGCAUUCCUUUGAUUGGCACAUGCCUGAUAAAACUUCUUUCAACAAUUUAGUCAUGCAAGAGAAGUUUGGCCUUGUCAUGUCCAUGGAAAACAGCUUGGCACUUAUUCCUAAAUAUCGCCUCAAUGUUUAACUUGAGUCUUUAUUUAAAGCUUUAUUGGCACCUUUUUUUUUUUUUUUUUUUGAAAAAAGCUUUGAUAUUAGUUAUAUAAAAUUAGAUUUUAUUAUUAUUUUUUUUUUUUGCUCAAGAGCCCAAAUAUAGUGUUAGAUGUAUGUGUAAAUGUGUAAUGCUUUGUAAUAUAUAAGUAAUUCCUCCUUCUCAUAAUAUACUACGUAGUUUCAGUUUUCCUAUUUUGGAUAG